Molecule: messenger RNA, 1313 nt
Organism: Rubroshorea leprosula
Lineage: Eukaryota; Viridiplantae; Streptophyta; Magnoliopsida; Malvales; Dipterocarpaceae
Source: the annotation of a GenBank genome assembly
AGAUUGUAAUUUCUAGCCGAUUUGAGUCUUAUUGCAUUUGUUUAAUCAGGCGAAAUGAGUAGCGUUUUAGAGAGGCAACGUGAAUGAGCCCAACGUUCGCGAGCUCGUCACAGCGAGAACGAGGUUUGAGCUCGACAUUUAGGCCUCAUAUCGAGCAAAGAGUUGGAACUCUACCUUUAGAUUCCUUAAGGCGUGCUCGUGAUAACUCGGAUGCCAAGGAUGACGUGCCACUAAUUAGGCGGAGAACGAGCUUUGGGGCUCAACCUGUUCAACCCGCAAUGAUAAAUUUAUCUAACGUGCCUUCAACCUCCGCACAUGAUGCUACCGAGCCAUUGGUCGCGUCCACAUCUAUAACGGCCCCACAGAUGCAUACCCUGAGGGCUUUAGCUAUACAAAAUUGGAUUGUCAGGCCGCGAUGUUACAAGGCAUUCAGCUAUGCAGUCGCACUAUUCAAGUGCGAGCAAACUCGUGAGCUCAUUGAUAACUACAAGCGGUUGACCUUUGAAAAAGCAAGUUUUGAGGAUGAAGUCAAUCGCUUGCAAAGCUACGAGAUGACCAACAAAGUUGCGUCAGCUGAGAGUCGAGCUGAUGAGUUGGCCCAUAAGGACCGCACCAAGAAUGCAGAAGUUGAUAGGGAUAAGGUUCUGAGCAAGCUGAGCUCCCUGAAGCAGAGAGUGGCCGAAGCCAAUCGGAACCUUGUCCAAUGGCUGGUCGACUCUGAGAUGUUUCAAGAUGCCAUGGCAGUUGCUUUAGCAAAUACCACGAUAGAAAUCUAUAAUGAUAUCCGUGGAAAGGUAUUGCAUCACCGACCUGACUUCUCGAUUGGCAAGCUGGCCUUCUAUGAGGGCGAUGAGAUAAACGAGCAAGGCAAAAGUCUUGCCCCUUUUAUUGAUACAACGGUAAGGCUGAGGUGGGAGCUAAAUGAAGAGGGAGUGCCCGUGUGGCCUUCAUCUAUUGUAGAAGAAGGGGAGGACUUGGAGGGCUUGCCAAGCUUUGAUGCAUGGCUGGCAGAGCCGAUUAAAGAAGAAGCUGAACCUUCAAGUACUCCACCAACUUCUCAGCCUAUCACUGCUCCAGUUCUUCCUCCUCCAGCCCGUUCUACUCCAGCUCAUGCUUGUCCAACUUGCGCUAAUGCAUUUGUCCCUGUAGAUUUGAUGGAUGACUAGGGCUUUAGAUCUUAUCUUAUCUUUUCUUUUUUGUAUUGGUCAAAUAACCUUUUUGAACAAUUUUAUCAUGGUCCCAUGUACUUGAACAUAUAAUUUUUUGUAAAGAAAUACAAUUUAGGAGAUUUUCUAUAAAAUUUCGUAUUCAUU